Nicotiana tabacum (common tobacco) is the source of this 2066-nucleotide messenger RNA. RefSeq lists its product as uncharacterized. The record is from RefSeq and is a predicted model, not a curated record. NCBI's taxonomy places the organism in Eukaryota, Viridiplantae, Streptophyta, Magnoliopsida, Solanales, Solanaceae. Gene Ontology annotation, molecular function: protein binding.
UCUCCACACUUAUAACCUACUUUCAAGAAUCAAUUUUCCAUGACCUUCCUACAAUUUUCCUUUUCUGACUUCAAAACUUCAUAUAAGAAGCUCUUAACCAUAUUAUUCAAUCACUCAAAUCUCUCUAAACAAAAUGGCCACAUUACUUAACCCCAUCUUCUUCGCUUGCAUGUACACAAGUUUCAUAUUUAGCCUUUCAAACCUAAACUCCCGUUCGAUCUUUGUCAAUGGAAAAACUCUAACAUCCGAUAUUCAAGCUCUACAAGCGAUCAAGAUGUCAAUAGAUCCAAUUUCAAUCUCCUCAGAAUCAUUCAUCAGUAGUUGGGAUUUUGCCUUAGACCCUUGUGAGACGACAGGGACAAGUUUCUUAGGCAUUCUUUGCACAGUCCCUCUUGACAAUAACUCAACAAGCCGGAUAAUGGAAAUCGAUUUAGAAGGAGAUGAACUAGAGGGGUUCUUAACACCAGCAAUAGGAAACUUAACAGAACUUGUUGCUCUAAAUCUUGGUAGAAACAAAUUCAGAGGACCGGUGCCAGAGACUAUUACUAAUCUAAGAAAACUCACAAGUCUUCAACUUUACGAGAACUUUUUCUCAGGUAGUCUUGUUAAUGGCAUUGGUUUUCUAAGGAAACUUGAAGUUCUUGAUUUGUCAAAUAAUAGACUAUCUGGUUCAAUACCUUCAUCUAUUACUUCACUUAGAAGUUUAACUCAGUUAGAUUUAUCUAACAAUGAACUGACCGGUAAAAUCCCUCAACUUAAUGGCUUAUGGCAGUUGAAUUCAUUUGAUCUUUCAAAUAACCAAAUAUAUGGGAAUUUUCCAGAGUUUCCAUUGAAGAUCAAAACAUUAUCACUUGGUCAUAACUUACUCUCUGGCCACAUUUCACCUGUGAAUAAACUUCAUCGUCUCAGGAUUUUAGACCUAAGUGAUAACAGGUUUUCAGGAGCAAUAAACAAGGGGGUGUUUAUGUUGCCUGAUAUUAGUCACGUGAACGUUUCAGUGAACCGGUUUACUGUGUUAGAAGUGGUGGAAUUCACUGAUAAAGCAACACAGCUUCAUACAUUGGAUGUCCAUGCUAAUCGUCUACGUGGUCAUUUGCCUGUAAACUUGAUAACUUACCCAAACUUAACUGAGAUAAACCUCGGACAUAACCUGUUUUCGGGUCAGAUUCCAUUGGAAUAUUGGCCGAGGUUGGGUUUUGCAUGGAGAAGUCUUGAUUUGGAAUAUAACUAUCUAGAGGGAACUGUACCCCGAGAGCUCAACAGAACGUUAGAAGGCGUUCGCGGAAGUUUUGCACGUAACUGUCUUACUUGUCCUAAGGGUUUACAGCUUUGUCAGGGAGGACAGAGGCCAGCUUCUGAAUGUGUUGGAAAGAAAGGUGGAGGAGACCAUAGUUGAAAUAUAUAAUAUACCUUUUGAAUGUCUUGAAAUUUACUACUACUGCAUUAUAUUAUAUGGAAUAUCUAAUGUUUGUUUUCAAGGUUAAAAUGUUUUCCUGUUUUCUUAUAUAGUUUUGAGUUGCAGCCUGUUAUUUCAAUAGAAUAUAUAAUAGCAUGGGAAUGAAGCAGAUAUCUUCCUUUUUUGUUUAAUCAAGAAACCAUUUUCGUUUCAUCUUUUCUUGAGUUGAGGGUCUAUAGGAAAUUGCCUCUCUACCUUAUUAAGGUAGGGGUAAUAUCUGCGUACACUCUACUCUCCCCCGACCCUACUUGUGGGAUAACACUGGGAUUGUCGUUGUUGUUGUCUCUUGUGACAACCCGCAACAACUAAUUGUAGACAAUCUAGUGUACACUGAUAAAUACCAUGUCCCCAGGUAUUUAUCAAUUGACAAAGGUUAAGGGACUUCUGUUUUAGGUCACAAGUUCGAGCCUUGCACCAAGCGAACUAACUCUGCUACUUAAGUGGAGAAGGGUAGAGGGGCGAGCCAUCAUCCCCCAGUUUCGAAGGCUGACGGAUUUCUCGGUCAUCAAAACACAUUCUUUGCAUUUCCUUUAGGAUCACUGUGCCAAGAAAUCUCCAUUUUUUGUUAACUAGGAGAGGCACAGGUCAUGUGUAUGUAGUUUCUAUUACA